Molecule: messenger RNA, 786 nt
Organism: Lycium barbarum (goji berry)
Lineage: Eukaryota; Viridiplantae; Streptophyta; Magnoliopsida; Solanales; Solanaceae
Exons: 1
Coding region: 1-786 (261 amino acids)
Source: RefSeq, a predicted model, not a curated record
AUGCUAAUAUACAACACAAUUUGCAAGGCCAAUAAAAAUAGUGAUAGGAACAUUGCUGAAAUAAUUAUUGCUGGUUUUACCGGCCAAUUGAAAGGAUGGUGGGAUAAUUAUUUGACCCAGGAACAACGCGGUAGAAUUCUAACUGCUAUUGAGCAGGAACAUGGAGAACAUGGAACUGUUUCUAUACAGAAUGUUGUAUAUUCAUUAGUUAUUAAUAUCAUAGAACAUUUCUCGGGUAGAUGGUCUAAUAAUAGUGAAAAUAUUAGGAUUAGGACCAUGCUUCAGAACUUGAGAUGUAAAACCCUUACCUCAUUUAGGUGGUAUAAGGAUGUAUUCCUUAGUAGCGUCAUGGAAUUGCCUGAGUGUGAUAACACCCAUUGGAAGUCCAAGUUUAUAGAUGGACUACCUAGCCUCUUUGCAGAAAGAGUUACGAAAGCUCUUAGAAAAGGAGAAACUAGCAUCAAUUAUGAUGAAUAUACCUAUGGCAAGUUAAUAGGUACUUGUGUCCAAGAAGGUUUAUCCUUAUAUAAUGAUAUUAAAUUAAAUCAGCAGAUUAAGAGACAUCAUCUAAAUGAAAGACAAAAAUUAGGGGAAUUUUGUGGACAAUUUGGUAUGGAUAUUUCACAAACUAAAGCGCCUCAUAGGAAUAGAAAGAAGAAUAAAGAUUUCCAAGCUUGGAAAGAAAAACGCUUGGAAAGGAGAGCAAGAAGGAAAAGGGAAUUCCGGAAAAAGAAGGAUUUUAUUAAAUCCAAAAUCCUAAAGCUUGCUAUAAAUGUGGUCGCGUAG